UUCAUGCAGAAUGAUUUUACCACAAAAUACCUCAAAAAGUAUUCAACGAUUUCAGACCUUUUCCAAAAAGAAAUAUCUUGAUCGUCCGAAUAUCUUGAUUUUUCGCAGUAAAGAUUGGUUGCAAUAAACACCGCAAGAUGGCGCCACCAUAUGAAAUUCAGUAACGAUUCCGCGUGCUUGUGUUUCGACGUGCUUUGUGCGAGGUGAAAGAAAAAUGCCGAUAAGGCUUCUGAAAUCGUUGAUUACAUUGGUGAAUCAUUGAUGGAUAUUGUUUGUACUAAUUAAAAAAAAUGUACUCCGCUUAAUAAAUUCACGUCAUAUCGCAAACUGGCGGACCAACGCGUUUUGUUCAACAAAUAUUGUCGGCUUCAUGUUACCUAACCUCAAAAUUUUCGGCAGCUAUUUCGUACACUGUGUCCCAAAUAAAAACAUUAGAAACAACCAGACGCAUCGCGUAUCCAGACUAGGAAACGGCGAACUGCUCGGUAAAUCUUUGAGCAAACUACGACGUGCCUGGCUCACGGCCGCAACGAAAGAGGUGGUAGUGUUACGCGUUUUAGCAGUGCGAAUUUAUCUCCGAGUAUCCAGUUGGAAAACCACCCCGAAAACAACGAUGGUCGAAACUGCCGUCCUCGAGACCAUCACCGACAAGCAAACGCAGUUCGGCCACGCUCGUCUGCUCGACUGCUCCGAUUGCAUUUUCGUAUUCCAAGAAACUCUCUCCGAUUACGAGGAACCCACGUCCGACGCGGAGGUCGAUUUGAAGCCCCUUAGAGAGCCUGUGAUAACGACAGCUGCGCCGAAACUUACGGAGAAGCGAAAGGCGGAGGACGCCGAUGUGAAUAAGGAUCUAAAAAAGGCUAAGCUAGAAACUAAAGCGCUGAAAGCCAAGAGGCCUGGUUUUACCGACGAGCGGUACAACGAGACGAGCUACUACGUUGAAAAUGGACUCAGAAAAGUUUAUCCGUAUUAUUUCACCUUCACGACCUUCACGAAGGGCCGCUGGGUGGGUGAAAAAAUCCUGGAGGUAUUCGCGAGGGAGUUUCGUGCCCAUCCGGCCGAGGAGUACGAGAGAUGCAUCAGGGCCGGCACCCUGACGGUGAACUACCAGAGGGUGGAGAUCGACUACAGGCUCCGGCACAACGAUCUCCUGGCGAACGUCGUCCACAGACACGAGGUGCCGGUCACCUCGGAGCCGAUCACGGUGGUGCACAUGGACGAAGACUUGGUCGUGGUCAACAAGCCCGCAUCUAUCCCUGUACAUCCUUGCGGGCGGUACCGGCACAACACGGUCGUUUUCAUCUUGGCCAAAGAGUACAACCUGAAGAAUCUUCGCACCAUUCACAGGCUUGAUAGAUUAACCAGCGGAAUUCUACUCUUUGGACGAACACCGAAGAAAGCUAGGCAAAUGGAGCAUCAAAUCAGAAAUAGACAGGUUCACAAAGAAUAUGUCUGCCGCGUUGACGGUGAGUUUCCGGAGGAUGAAGUAGUCUGCGCGGAACCGAUCGAGGUGGUAUCGUACAAGAUCGGAGUCUGCAAAGUGUCGGAGAAGGGAAAGGAUUGCGUGACAACGUUCAAGCGUUUGAGUUUUAACGGAAAGUCAUCCGUGGUACUGUGCAAGCCGCAGACAGGUCGCAUGCAUCAGAUCAGAGUGCACCUUCAGUACCUGGGGUACCCGGUGGUCAACGAUCCUCUCUACAACCACGUUGUGUUUGGUCCGAUGAAGGGAAAGGGUGGGAACAUUGGAAAGACGGACGAAGAGCUGGUCAAGGAUUUGAUUGGUAUCCACAAUGCGGAGAACUGGCUGGGGAUGGACGGGGACUCCGAAAUGAGUCUGUUCAAACCAAAACUCGAUAUCGAGGACCAGGUAUUAGCUACGAACGACAAGGACGCCGCCUCGCCUUCAUCCUCGCCCAGCCCGCCCGAGGAGGACCUGAAGGCCCUGAAAGUCACAGUCGGAACACAGACUGGGUCAGAACCGCCGGACUCGAGUUUUGCCAAUGAAAAAGUAACGACGGAUCCCCACUGCUAUGAGUGCAAAGUGAAGUACAGGGACCCGAAACCCUCGGAUCUUGUAAUGUACUUGCAUGCGUGGCGUUAUCGCGGUCCAGGAUGGGAGUACGAAACACCUCUGCCCGCCUGGGCAGGCACGGACUGGGGAAGAGAGACGCCGGCUACCGAGGAUUGAUGAAGAUAUUUUUAUUACUCUGUAUUUUGACGUGAACAAUUUCAAGAAUAUUCUUUUCAAUAUCCUUAUACCCCGUGCCUUCCAUAUUCGUUGUGAGUCAGGUGUUAGUCAAAUGCCUCCCACGUACGGAACUCGAUUUUCAAUUACGCGAGAAAAGGGGCGAUAUUUGAGUCCGGCUACUUUGUGGAGGAGGACGUUGUUUUCCCAACAAUCAGCAUAAUCUUCCCGUACCUCGAAUAAGAGGUAAAUAUGAUCAGCGAGCUUACCAUAUCGUAAAUUCAUUACCGAUAAUGAAUAAUGCAAAGAAAAUUAGAUAUUAUAAUUUAUCGUUCGUUUCGUCGUUCGCGUACUUAGCCACGUAAUUUUAUUUUAUUUUCAUUUUUCUCCCUUAAUCAUUAUACCUUUACCGCGCGAUUUGUUACCCGGGAAUUAAUAAAUACGUCGACUAUUGUUAUUAUUAAUUAUUGUUAAUAUUAUUGUUAUCAUCAACCAUUCGCUGGUAGAAUAUUAAUAAUUAUCAUUAUAAUUGUUUAUUCUACGAACUAUCGAGUGGAUAGUUUUAAUCAAUUCAAUAUACGCAAAGCAAUGUAGAACACUUCAAAUUCUGAGAGAAUAUAUCAACCUAUAUUAUCUCAACUCAAUUACAUUAUACCAUUGCUUAUUUAGACAUCGAGAUUUUCUGCAUUCGAGAUUCAUUAUAGUCAUUUGAGAAAGAAUAAUAUCAAAAACAAAUAAAAAAUGGACUUGAAAAAUAAAUGAGUAAUAAUGAAAUAUAAAUAUUGAAUGGAAAUCUAUACAUAUGCAGGUAUAUAUUGUAGAUUGUACAAUAUAUUAAGACAUUUGAAGAGAUUUGAAAAAAAAAAGAUAAUAAGAAAAUUCUUUUGAACUACUAUAAUGAACACCUAUCACAAAAGACAGUGUGCGUGCUUACUAAUCCAUAAAUAAUAUAAUUAAAAUGAAAUUACAUGUAACAAUACGUAUAUCAUACUUUAUUUAAAUACUAACGAUAUUUAUAUGCGAAAAAGACAGUCCAUUUAUUUGGCAUAAAACUAGACAUCAAGUCUGCUGUUGUAAGUGAGACGAGAGCUUUUGUACAUACUGUAUUCCUACGCAUAUUAUUAUGGCAUAAUAUUAUGGAUUGUAUUCAAGCGAUAUACGUGUAUGAUACUAUGAUAUAUUAUGUGUAUGUUAUUAUUGUAUCGUGCGGUAGUCACCGUAAAAACGUUAGUUUUAGUGACUUUUAUUGUAUCAUAAAGCGUAAAAUAAAUGAAAA
Molecule: messenger RNA, 3461 nt
Organism: Diprion similis
Lineage: Eukaryota; Metazoa; Arthropoda; Insecta; Hymenoptera; Diprionidae
Product: RNA pseudouridylate synthase domain-containing protein 2-like
Exons: 8
Coding region: 371-2188 (605 amino acids)
Biological process (GO): pseudouridine synthesis
Molecular function (GO): pseudouridine synthase activity; RNA binding
Source: RefSeq, a predicted model, not a curated record